AUGUUGCCCAAAAACCUGUUUUAUUUUGUUGCCCUUUUGGGGCUUAUUCUUUUUUCUUGUCCUGCUGCCCGGUGUGAAGAUGAAGAAGCCCCAGUGGAAGUGGAUAAAGCCACAGAAGAUGAUUUGAAGCCAGGAGAGACAGUCAUCUUAGAUGAGGAUGCUCUCAUGGACAUGGGUGAUGAUGAAGAUGAUAAUGAGGAGCCAGAGGUAACAGAAGAAGAUGGAGUCCUUGUGCUCACAAGUGAUAAAUUUGAUGAUGUUGUCAAGAAUAAAGACAUCAUUUUGGUGGAGUUUUAUGCCCCUUGGUGUGGUCAUUGUAAGAGUCUUGCUCCAGAGUACGCCAAAGCAGCCCAAACAAUGAAGAAAGCUGACCCCCCUGUCCUUUUUGCUAAGGUUGAUGCCACAGCGGAGGCAGACCUUGCUCAGAGAUAUGAAGUGACAGGAUACCCAACCCUCAAGAUAUUUAGGAAAGGAGAGGCUUCGAAUUAUGAAGGACCAAGAGAUGAAGCAGGUAUUGUGAGAUACAUGAAAGAGCAGUCUGAUCCAAACUGGGAGCCCCCACCAGAGGCAGUAAUGACCUUGACUUCUGAGAACUUCGAUGAAAUAGUCAACCAGGCUGGUCCCAUUCUUGUAGAGUUCUAUGCUCCAUGGUGUGGUCAUUGCAAAAGACUUGCCCCAGAAUUGGAGGCUGCCGCAGGUGUUCUGAAGGAUGAUGAUCCUCCAAUUUCAAUCGCCAAAGUUGAUGCUACAGAAGAAAAGGACCUGGCAACUAGGUUUGGAGUUAGUGGCUAUCCAACUCUAUUCAUCUUUAGGAAUGGAGAAAAAUCCGAGUACAAGGGUCCAAGAGAAAAAAGAGGGAUCCUUGAAUACAUGAGGAAACAAGCUGGUGAUAGUUCAGAGCAUCUUGCGUCUCCUAAGGCCCUCAAGCAGUUUGUGGAGUUCCAAGAAGACAUCAGCAUCGUUGGAUUUUUUAAGACAGAGGAGGAGGACUUGUACAAGACAUACUUAGAGGCAGGUAACGACUUGAGAGAAGACUAUCGGUUUGGACACACCUUUGACCACCAGUUGAUGGCCAACUACAAAGUCAAUCCCAACUCCAUCGUUAUCUUUAUGCCAGAGAGAUUCCAGUCAAAAUAUGAACCCAAAAGGCAUGUCUUUGACAAGGCUGGUGCCUCAGCUGCCGAGAUCCAGAGCUUUUACAGUGACAAUGACCUUCCUUUGGUUGGUCACAUGACAAAGGAAAACAUGGACAAGCGCUACAAAGACAGACCACUGAUAGUAGCAUACUAUGAUGUGGACUGGAGCUUUGAACACAGAAAGGCAACUGAGAUCUGGCGUCAGAAAAUUCUUGCCGUGGCCAAGGACAAAGAGUUCAAGGACUUAACUUUUGCCAUCGCUGAGGAAGACGAAUUCAAUGACCAACUCAAACAACUUGAAUUAGAUGACAGUGGAGAAGAAAUAAACAUCGGUCUCUUCACGGACGGAAAGAAAUACAAGAUGGAGCCAGAUGAAGACUUUGAUUCGGACAUGCUGAGGGAGUUUAUAAGAGCCUGGAGAGACGACAAACUCAGGCCUAUCAUCAAGUCACAACCCAUUCCCCGUAAGCAGUCAAGCCCAGUCACCGUCUUAGUCGGGAAAACCUUUGACAAGAUUGUGUUUGAUAAAAGGAAGGAUGUGCUGGUUGAGCUGUAUGCACCUUGGUGUGGUCACUGCAAGAAGUUGGAACCAACCUACAAGAAACUAGCCAAGAAGUAUAAGGACCAUCCCAGUGUUGUCGUAGCCAAGAUGGAUGCAACAGCCAAUGACACCCCAAGCGAGUACAGUUCGUCUGGUUUCCCGACCAUCUAUCUUGCCAAGGCCAAUGAUAAAAAGAACCCUCUGAAAUAUGAAGGGGGUGACCGAUCAAUUGAAGCACUGAGUAAGUUUAUUGAGGACAAUGCUUCAACUCUGACAACCAAGAAAGCAAAGGAAGAACUUUAAUGGUGAAAUUUUGAUAAUUAAUUUGCAACUUGUUUCAUAAUUGGUCAAAACCUUAAAAUUGAAAUGUGACCUUGUACGCUCUGCCAUGAUGCUUUUUCCUUUGAAAAAAAAAGUACAGGACGAGUAAGAAAAAGGAUGUGAACGAUCUAGGAUGUGAAAGAUCUAGGAUGUGAAAGCCCAAGUAUGAGCUUUCAUUAGUAAAAGAAUAAUUCAAAUCGCUAAUUUCCAUUUUCAGUCAUGGACUUUACAACACAAACAGUUUUAUCUUGUCCACUUAUCAUUAUAAAGGUAGGGAUAUAGCAGUUAAUCAAAGACAAUUCACAUAUUAAAAAAAACAGUACACUAUCAUAAUCAUGGUAACUGGCACUUAUCAUAACCUAUGUAAACCUCAUCAUUACCUAUAUAUAAACACCUUUUGCUUCCAAUGUUAAAACAAGAUGGUUAUAAUGCCAAGAGUUUUAAUUAUAGUCUUGUCCUGCCUUCUACUUGGCUACCCCGGAAACUUUCUGAUAUUGUUUUCAUGACACCACAUGGUUUCACUUUACUCAAAAUAUUACAUACAUGUACCUUAAUGUGAUCCAUGGACAAAAAUUUAAAACUUUGUGUUCAAAAUUUCAUAACUGGAAAAGUACGUAAGUGAUUUGAAUGAUUUAUUUUUACGAAGGAAUGCAUAUUAAUUGGACUUUAACAACCUAGAUCUGGAAAGCUCUACAUGCAGAAUUGCCUUAAAAAAACAGGGGUGACUGCCAAUAGGGUUUCCUCUUUUUUUGAUUCGCCCUGUAUUGAUGAGGUCAUGAAAUCAUGUAGCUGGAAUUUUUUUGUCCUAUUGCAGAUGCAAAUGUGUAUUCCAUCAGCUUUUGAAUUUUCAUUUGACAUGUCAUUCAAAUUGUAGCCAACCUUUUAAUAGCCAUUUCACAUUUGAUGUGAGUUUCAGGAUUACGUCUGGCUGAGGUGUGGAUAUGCAGCGAUAAAGGAAAGUUGCGACAAAAAUGUGCAAUGAAAAUUCAAGAUAUCACUUGUGUGUCCCACAGCAGCUAUUGAAGAAAUACAUGUACAUUGUACAAUGGCCAACAAUGUUUAUUCCAAAAUUACAUGCCUCUUUACACACAUGAUAAAAGUAUUAAAAUAGUUUGUAUCAUUUUUGCGUUCAUUUUUUUGAAGAUCAUAACUGUCAAUCAGUACUUUGCUUUUGAGCAACAAAACAUUUCUUCCCAAUGUCCAAAAAAAAAUUGUUCCUUUCUUUUUGUUUAAUUUUUUACUGUAGUUUUGCUAUUUGGUGAGGUUUGGGGGUUUUAAGAGUUGUUUUCGACAAUUCCCGUCAUUUAUACUUGAAUCUGUAACUUUUUUUUAGGAAAAAUCUCUGUGGUGGUUGUCUGUAGUGCUGAAGAAUAUUAUGAGUAUCGCCAUAAGCAUCUUAUUGGACUAUCACCUCAUCUUUGAAUUUAUGACUCGGUUAAACUACUUAUUGAGAAAAAUGAAGGUUAAAUGAUGUAACAUGCUCACAUUUUUAUCUGGAAUAAAAACAUCUAAAGACUUCCAAAAACAUUUUCGUUUCUUAAACAUUUAUUUCAGGCUCUCAUUUUUGGACAUCCGCCUGUUCAGGUAACAAAAAUACAUUAGCUAGGAGGUAACCUUGCUUUUAAUAUUAUAUAAAGGGUGCAAACAUUUUACGUUUCUAAACAGCUUGCAAGGGGUUGACCUUGUUUUUGUUUUCUCCAACAACGUCUAAAGGGGUUAACCUUGUACUUAUAUUCAAAAUGGGCAAACAAAUUAAGAUUCUAAAGUUUUCGUAAAAAUCAAUUAGCAAGGGGUUAACCUUGCUUUCAAAAAUGGGACAAAAUAUAUAUUUUCUGAAAUGUUCUAAAAUUAAAUUGCAAGGGGUUAACCUUGUUAAUGGUGCAAAAAGGUUUUGAGUAUCUAAACAUGUAGUAAACUCAAGGUUGACAUCCUCAAAUUUUGUUGUCACCAUUGAAAAUAUGGAAUUUGAUAAAAGUCACGUCAGGUGUCAUUUUAAAUGUCAAUCAAUACACCCAAUUUUCACAGGCUUUUGUUGAACCUUCCUGUAGUUUUUUUGUACAACAGACCUUGUUUUAAUAUAAAUCCUUGUUAAUUAGUGGCAUUCGUGAAACAUGCCAAUAUUUUGGCAAAUUAAUGUGGAUGAACAUUAUGAUGAAAUGUUUUGCUUGGCACGCAAUAACCGUAAGUGGCUAUUGGCUUUUGUAGGGAUCACUACGGCCCGAAACAAACUGGAAUAUUGACAAUAUAUGUUGUUAUUUUGGAAGGUUCACAACGACCGGAAAUAAAAUUGUACAUGUA
Patiria miniata (bat star) is the source of this 4296-nucleotide messenger RNA. RefSeq names its product protein disulfide-isomerase A4-like (gene pdia4). Bases 1 to 1980 code for a protein of 659 amino acids. Gene Ontology annotation, cellular component: endoplasmic reticulum; cell surface. Gene Ontology annotation, biological process: protein folding; response to endoplasmic reticulum stress. Gene Ontology annotation, molecular function: protein disulfide isomerase activity. The transcript has 10 exons. NCBI's taxonomy places the organism in Eukaryota, Metazoa, Echinodermata, Asteroidea, Valvatida, Asterinidae. The record is from RefSeq and is a predicted model, not a curated record.